GAUAAAGACCAGGAGAUGGCCAUGUGAUUGUCACAUGAUAUGUUUAAGAUGUAUCACUUGACCUAAAGCAGACAGCAGAAGGAAGGCUUGAAGGGUCCACCGUCAACAAUCAGUCGAGCGUCCGGACAUGAGCAUGGCAACCUGGCUACUGGUCCUCGCUGUCCUCGCCGUGGGUGCACGUGCAGCUGUACCAGAGGACGAGAUCACAGAGUUGCCCGGAUUGAGUCAACCUCCCAGCUGGAAGCAGUACUCUGGAUAUCUGAAGGCCUCGGGAACCAGGAAGCUGCAUUACUGGUUUGUUGAGUCCCAGAGUUCCACACCGAAGACGGACCCAGUGGUUCUGUGGCUGAAUGGAGGCCCCGGAUGUAGCUCCCUGCUAGGGCUCCUCACAGAGAACGGGCCGUUCAGGAUAGCCACAGAUGGGGAGACAGUGCAGUAUAAUCCGCACAGCUGGAACGCGAUCGCCAACAUGCUGUUUCUCGAGGCUCCCGCCGGUGUUGGGUUCUCCUACAGUGACGACAGAAACUACACCACAGAUGACAAUGAGGUAGCCUACAACAACUAUCUUGCCUUAAAAGAUUUCUUCACGAAGUACCCCGAGUACAAGACCAACGACUUCUACAUCACUGGGGAGAGUUAUGGGGGCAUCUACGUGCCGACACUCAGCGCAAUCGUCGUCGACGACCAAGACAUCAACUUUAAGGGUUUUGCAGUUGGCAAUGGUGUCACUGAUGCCAUCAUGCUCGACAACUCUAUCAUCUACUUCGCCUACUACCACGGCCUCACCGGGGACAACACGUGGAACAACCUGAUGACCUACUGCUGUAAGGGCCAGGAGGGCCGGUGCAACUUCUACAGCAAAAGCUCCAACGACACCAACUGCAAGAAAGCGCUGUUCGAGACAUUCACAGCACUGUACAGCAGCGGCCUCAACGUCUACAACCUGUACGGAGAGUGCGUGAACACGGCGACCGGACUGACAUACGACGUCAACACAGGCACCUACACCUCCUCCAACUUCGGCUGGUUCCUGCCACACUCACCACAAGUGCAGGAAGAAAUCAGAGUGAUGAAGAGUCUCCCACCUGAGAAGCUUCGGAUGACACCACCCUGUCUUAAUGAAACAAACGUCCUUGUAUACCUGAAUCAGCCGGAAGUGCGCCGUGCUCUCCAUAUACCGGACUCUGUUCAACGUUGGGACUCUUGCAGCGGACCGGUGUCUCAGGGCUACAAGACCACGUACAGGACAGUGAAGGAGCAGUACCUUAAGGUCCUCGACGCAAAGAAGCGGGUGUUGGUGUACAACGGUGAUGUGGACAUGGCCUGUAACUUCCUGGGAGACGAAUGGUUUGUCGACUCCCUCGAACUGAAGAGCGUCCAGUUCCGCAAGCCUUGGUACUACACCGCCGCCGACAAGACAAAACAAGUGGGGGGAUUCGCCAGAGGGUUCGAGAAUCUCGUGUACGUCACAGUCAGGGGAUCCGGUCACAUGGUUCCCUCAGAUAAACCUGAGCCAGCACUUGUGAUGUUCACCAACUUCAUCAAAAAUAACCCUUUCUAGAUCAAUACACCUUCAGGACUGAAUGAUGAUCUAGAAACGUAUUACCAAGUGACUGUCUGUACUAUGGGUUUUUUGCGUUCUCUGGUGUCCUCGGUGUAUAGCUUCUAGGGAAAAGGCACAGUCUAAAUAAGUCUUAUUGUUUCUCAAAGAAUCUUUGAAAUCUUCAAAGAAAGUACAGAAAGGUCAUGUUCCCCAUGACCAUGUACGGUAACGUCAAACGGAGCCAUUGUUUCUCAAGUGACAGAGUAGUGAUGUUUGGCAAGCCUUUUUAGUAUUAAAUAGCGAUUUGUAGAUUUCAUAACUGUAUGUUUUAUUUUGUAUUUCAUGUUUACACAGUUUUUAAGUAAAGAUUAUUUUAAGAAUAAACGAUAUACUUCAUAUU
Messenger RNA from Haliotis rufescens (red abalone), 1943 nucleotides. Its product is annotated as lysosomal protective protein-like. Gene Ontology annotation, molecular function: serine-type carboxypeptidase activity. The coding region runs from base 128 to 1561 and encodes 477 amino acids. Lineage: Eukaryota; Metazoa; Mollusca; Gastropoda; Lepetellida; Haliotidae. Gene Ontology annotation, biological process: proteolysis. The record is from RefSeq and is a predicted model, not a curated record. The transcript has 14 exons.